UGUUCAUCCGCCUUCGGCAGGUAGGAUGAUGUCGCCAACAAUGGGACUACGGCGACCGACAACAGUAGACGGUCUAGUCUGUGCCGUGUGUAGUUUUUUAGGGUGAAACGUGAUGAGUUUAGUUUUGAACGUAGCGUUUCCCUCGAUAGCUGCACCGGACAGGACUGAAGCCCCGUAAAUGUAGCCUAGCAGCCUGCUAGCCAGCCACCAAGAAAGGUAGCCAUUGUUUAAGUUGUUGGCUAGCAUGGCAACGAAAGGUACCGUUAGCAGCGUCGGCUAGACGGGCUUCACUACCGUAUCAUUGCAGAAGAUACUGCUGUGGUCAUCCUGCAGGAUGUGUGAAGGUCAUGAGGCCAGUGAGCAGUGCCUGUCCCCCUCUCCCUCAUCUUGGGUCAUCCCUCCCAUUUCACAAUCUCCCUGAAGUCUCUCUCCCAACCUGCCAAGAUGACCGACAGGAAGGAGCCGCCCUUUUUUAAUGACGACAGCGUGGGGGCUUUUCAUUAUAAGAUCCCUUUCUAUGACACUAUGGAGCUCUACAUAGAGACCCUGACAGGGACCUGUUUUGAGCUGCGUGUGUUACCCUUUGAGGCUGUCAUUUCAGUCAAGGCGAAGAUCCAGAGGCUGGAAGGUAUCCCUGUUGCCCAGCAACAUCUUAUCUGGAACAAUCUGGAGCUGGACGAUGAACAUUGUCUACAUGACUAUGGCAUUGCAGAGGGCUGCACUUUGAAGCUGGUCUUAGCUAUGAGAGGAGGGCCAAUUAACACCAGGAGAGUAACCAUGGAGGAUCCUGUCAAAGAGGUGGCUGACCUGAUGGAGGGCACAAAGGAGGAGGGUUGGGAGAAAAGCGUGGCCAGCAAGCAGGUCACGUUUGUGGUCUAUCGUGAGGGGGACCAGCUAAACUUCUUUCGAGUGGUCGACAGGGGAGAUGGCACCCUGACCCCUCUAUCUGAAUCUCUGAGUGGUGGCUCAGUGUACAAUGUGUACGGAGAGGAGGAGGAGGAUGGAGAGUAUUCUGCAGCUGCGCAGCAGAACCUUGAGAACUCCAUCACCAUGAACAAAAUGAAGCUGCUCAAAGCCAAGAUGGAGGACAUGAACCUCAACAAGAAACCGAAGAAAGCAGCAAAGGUAAAACCACGGCCUCCUGUCAGCCCACAUCCCUGCAGUGGCUCACUAGGACCUUCCAGCACAAGACACCAUCAUCGCCUCUUUCGUUCACUCCCCCAGAUCAGCAAGCCUCGGCAGUCAAAUGCACAACUACCUCCAAUCGCUGACCAUGACACUAUAGACCCCUCCCCGCCUUCCUCUGCUGCAACCUCUGCCCACUUCUCCAUCCCUAGACGACCACCUCCCUCGUUCUCCUCGCCUUCUUGUUAUAUGCUUCAGGAGGAGGAGCCAUGGGAGACAUGCCCACCAUUUGCAAAAAUACGGCCCCCUCCCAAAGUUUCCCGGUUGGACAUUGGCAGCACCAGGUUGAUGAGGGACUGUGUGUGCCCUCAGCUCCCUCCACUGUGUACCAGGGGGCCACCUGAAGCCACCUUUGACCCAGCUGAGACUGCAGGGGAGGCAGUUGGGCUUGGUUCGUUAGAGGAAGCUACUGGGCUGCUGGCGCCAACACAACCUGGAGCUCCAUUUGGAGAAUUGACAGAUCCUCUGAGUCUGAAUGUGUCCACCCAGCCAGAGGGAGGUUGUCGGUCCCUCGAGGUUGGGGCUCAGCACCAAUUGCCCCUCCCCCCGUCCCCCCUUAGUACCUGGACACUUGGGACAAGUGAUACUCUCACCAGCAGAGCUGAUAGGACACAGUUUGGCAAAUCUUUUCAUAUCAACCCUCCCUCUCAAUUACCCGACUCCACCUCACAAUCCACUUCUACCAGACCGCUGCCUCAGCCUUUUGAUUCCACUCUUUCCUGUUUACAGACCAACCUUCAAGCACAAUCCUCCGUACAAGUGAAGCCAGACAACACAUCCCCUCACCCCUCCACCACUUCGUCAACUUAUCCGCCACGCCUUCAUGGUGUUAAAGUUGAGUCACAUGGCAAGAGGCCAGAGCUGAUCUCAAAAAGGGAAGCAAGAGGCAUCACUGAAUUCGCUAACCAAGCCUCUAAGGAGCCACUGGGGCCUUUGAACAGCUCUGAGCUCUUGGCUUCUCUCUCCACAAGGGCUCCAGGCGGCAGCAGCAGCAGCAGCAGGGACAGCCUUGGAGAGAGUCUGGGACUUGCACUGACAUUGCCUCCUGCCACUGCCUCAGGACAGUGCACCCACCGCUCCAGGCUGCCAUCCAUCCCAACUAACAGGAUCCUUAAGGAUGAUCUCAUGAGACAAACAGCAUCGUUGCAUCGAGCAGCAGCCUCUUAUAUGGCCACCAACACACUUGCAUCAGCUGGACGAGUCAUGACCUCAUUCGGGAGAAUAGGCACUCCAACUUACCACCUACCUCCAGUCAAGGCUCCCAUAGGCAGCAAGAAGAAGAGCGCAAAGCACUGCUUCCUCUGUGGCAAGAAGACUGGCCUGGCCACCAGCUACGAGUGCAGGUGUGGUCACAACUUCUGUGCCACGCACCGCUACGCAGAGGCUCAUGACUGCACUUACGACUACAAGAGUGCCGGGCGCCGAUUUCUGCAAGAGACCAACCCUCUUAUCAGUGCUCCCAAGCUGCCUAAGAUCUAGACUCCAAAACCCUCACCUCUCACAAGGGAGGGCAUAAAGAACCACAGGAUAAACUGAGUGAACCGAAGAGGUUUUGCAGUGUCAUUUCUAGCAGAAAGCUUAUUCACCACUGUGUGCUUUUUUUUUUUUAAAUCAGCCAAGUUUGCUUAAAAUUUAGAUAAAAUAAUCUGUAAAGCCAAGUGUGAACAAACAAGACAAGACUGAAAUGGCACAGAACUAAUUAUCACCUCUUGACAAUGUGAAAAUGUUUCUCCUUUUUAUCUGUUACCUUUUUUCUUUUUCCCAUUGUGUAAAAACAAAACAAAACGAAACAAAAAAACCUGUGCAUGUAUGUAAGUAGUUUUUGCUAAAUAUAUCUGCUGCACGUUCAGACAUAUCUAUUUUUAGUUUUGUAAGCCUUUUUUUAAAAAAUAGGACCACUGAUGACUUUUCAUUCGACAAGUCUUUGACAGAUGCACUUUAGAUCUAUCAUAUUUAUACAUUUGACUUUCCUUACUGUGGGGGGGGGGUUAACUUACAUUUCUGUGUUUGUCUUAUGAAGUGUUUACGUUGUCGUCAUCAAGAUUUUUAUAAUCUGCACCUCUAAACAUCUUUCUUACAGAGGCACAUACAUACCGACAUCACUAAUUUAAUCUUAAAAAAGAACAAUACACCCAUUUACUGAUGAAAUACUUAAUAUUUAUUAAUGAGUACUACUUAUUUAAAUUCAAGGUUGGUUUUGAAAUAGCAGCAAUGCAAUGUGUGUAGGUGUGAGUGUCAGUUGUAAUCCAUAUGCCUAUCAAGUAAACUGUAUUAUGAUCGGGGGUGUGGUUAUGGUAUUUGUGUCUACAGUACGGUGGUUGCCAUAAAAAAAUCUUUUUAAAAUUUUUUUUUUUUUUUUUUUUCUUUUUUUAUUACUCAGCUGUCGCAAAAACUUUAAAUGCUGUUGAAGUAUCUACAGGGGUUUGAUCUAAUAAAGUUUCUUCUAAGCGUCUA
Messenger RNA from Xiphias gladius (swordfish), 3639 nucleotides. It is a transcript of the gene zfand4, whose product is annotated as zinc finger, AN1-type domain 4. Lineage: Eukaryota; Metazoa; Chordata; Actinopteri; Istiophoriformes; Xiphiidae. The transcript is spliced from 10 exons. Gene Ontology annotation, molecular function: protein binding; zinc ion binding. Bases 445 to 2664 code for a protein of 739 amino acids. The record is from RefSeq and is a predicted model, not a curated record.